This is a messenger RNA of Dermacentor silvarum, 2570 nucleotides long. RefSeq names its product DNA-dependent metalloprotease SPRTN-like (gene mh). The record is from RefSeq and is a predicted model, not a curated record. Gene Ontology annotation, molecular function: polyubiquitin modification-dependent protein binding; metalloendopeptidase activity; single-stranded DNA binding. Bases 160 to 1797 code for a protein of 545 amino acids. The transcript is spliced from 7 exons. Gene Ontology annotation, biological process: DNA repair. Gene Ontology annotation, cellular component: nucleus. NCBI's taxonomy places the organism in Eukaryota, Metazoa, Arthropoda, Arachnida, Ixodida, Ixodidae.
GGUGGUUGUUGCCAAUCUUGGGUCAGCGGUCAGCUGCGCGAUGUGCUAUCUGUGGAUGGGUGCUCAAUGAAUGGGGACGUGUUGGAACGAGCUGCGAGCAUGUAACUGCCCGUGAAACCUUCUCGUCAUAUUCGGCAAACGUUGACUACAAACGCUGCAAUGGCCAUCGCCGACGAAGACGAAGAUUUUCGUAUGGCUUUGGAGCUUCAGCUACAGAUUAAUGAAGACAAUGAGUAUCGUGAGAGUUUACAAAAAUGGGAUCACCCGAGUACAAAGGAACCAGUGGAAAGAUCUGUGGUGUCUUACUCGUCACGGAGUGACCUCUCAGUGGUGGAUCCCUUUUGGGAACUCAAUGAUCCCAACCCAGAUGUGUACAGCCUCUUCGUUGAAUUUAAUAAGGCCUUCUUCUUUGGAAAGCUGAAUGGCGUUGAAGUGCGCUGGAGUCCACGCAUGACCUUAUGUGCUGGUCUGUGCUGCUACGAGGGAAAAGGUGGCCUAUGUUCUGUACGCCUCAGUGAACCACUUUUGAAGUUGCGGCCAAGGAAGGACCUCAUCGAAACCCUGCUUCAUGAAAUGAUUCAUGCCUACCUCUUUGUGACCCACAACAAUAAGGAUCAUGAUGCUCACGGACCUGAAUUUCAUAAGCACAUGGAACGUAUUAACAAAGCAAGUGGAGCACAUAUAACGGUGUACCACAACUUUCAUGGGGAGGUGGCGAGCUAUCGUACUCACUGGUGGCGCUGUGAUGGCCCCUGCCAGCAUCGAAGGCCCUACUUUGGUAUCGUCAAGCGGACCAUGAACCGGCCACCAUCUGACAAGGACCUAUGGUGGGCUGACCACCAGCGCACCUGCGGUGGCACCUUUAUAAAGAUACGCGAGCCUGAGCCGAAAGCUCCAAAGGGGAAGAGGAAAGAUGGUGUUUUACCUGACAGAAAUGCGGCAAAGAAAUCGAAGAAGGCAGAUGGCACAGACAUCAGGACUCUAUUCGUUCCACAGCACAGCAUCAAGGCAACUGCAACUUCUGUGCCUGCUACACAUGUUCACCAAGGUGCACGUCCCAAGAUGUCGGAACCGCGCCUCUCCAGCUUUCCUGGCAUCAUGAAAAGGCUACCUAGCAAUGUGCACACGCUGUCUCAACCAGUGGUCAAGUCCCAAUCAAACCAGCUGGUUGCCUUCAGUGGCAGAGGCCACAUGCUGGGUAGUCAUUCCUCUAUAUCUCAGAUUGCAGAGAGAGGCAAUUUCUCCUCAAAAGAUAAAAGUUUAUUACCAGUUUCCAGCUGUGUCUUGGGAACACCCAUCAGGGAGACACAAAAUUUCCAGGUAGAUAAACCAAUAGCUGAUGGUUCUACAAAGUCAAGUCCUAGCCAUUUAGGGAACAGAGAUGGCGCUGAUAUAGAAGUCAAGAUGAGAACACCAAAGCUGUCUCAUUCAAUUCAGCCAACACUGAAAGAGCUUUUAGGUAAAAAAACAUCCCCUACAAAACGAACCAAUAGAAGAAUCAGUGCUGCCAAGAUGAAAUUCAUAAGAGAACUACUCAGCUCUGACAGUGAAUCUGACGAUGAAUGCACGAUAAUCAAUGCGGACAAUACUUUGAGAGGGCAAGAAACAGACUCUGGAAAGAUGACUGAACGGAGCAUAUCCACAUCACCAUUACACACUCCACUGAACACAAGCGCCACCACGAAUGUGAGCACUCCUAGUGAGUCGAGAUUAGUUGAAUGCCCUGCCUGUGGCAGCUUCAUGGAGGAGCAACACAUCAAUCGCCAUUUAGAUAUGUGCCUCAUUCAAGAUCACUAAUUAAUUUACAUGCAUUUUUGAGGAAAGUUGGAGGGUUGUAGUUUUGCAACCAGAUUGCAUAGUGCUGUCUCACUUUACAUGUUUAUGCAGAGUAGAUGAACCAGAUGGAUCUUAGAUUGUCCCCUGCUCUUAAGUUAUGUGUCAAAGAGCACACAUUCCAGUGGACACAAUAUCAGUGGCAGUCGUAAACUGGUUGCUUUGUCGGCAAGAGGCUCCAUGGAAGAGUUUUUUGUAUAGUGCUAUCUCAUUUUAUAUUUUUAUGCAGAUUAGCCUGCUGGAUUUGAAAUUGUGCAUUUAAUAAAUUCUAUUCGUACGUGCAGCGUACAUACGAAUGUCAGAGUGGUCACAAAUGUUGUAUAUUUAUGUGUCGGAGCACACACCUUCCAGUGGACACAAGUAUCAGUAGCAGUCAUAUAAACUGGUUGUUUUGUUGGCAAGAGCUCCAUGGAAGAGAUAUUUGUAUAUUGCUAUUUCAGUUUAUAUUUUUAUGUAGAGUAGCUAAGCCUGCUGGAUUUUAAAUUGUGCAUUUUAUAAAUUCUGACUGGUUGUCUUUGAGAGCUUCAUGGAAGAACUGGCUAAGAGUUGUCAUCUAUAUAUGUGCCUUAUUUAAUAUCGUGAUUGACUUGUGUGCACAUAGAAAGCAAUAGAGCAUUUUAGUAUUGCUGCAUGAUGUGUAUUUUGUGCAAAGUAGUUGUCUUCAGGUUAGACUGAUUGGCCGCUGCUGUUGGCAAGUUCUGUGUCAAAGAGCAAAUUAAAACAUCAUGUCCAUGCGA